Aspergillus melleus is the source of this 762-nucleotide messenger RNA. RefSeq lists its product as uncharacterized. The record is from RefSeq and is a predicted model, not a curated record. Bases 1 to 762 code for a protein of 253 amino acids. The transcript has a single exon. Lineage: Eukaryota; Fungi; Ascomycota; Eurotiomycetes; Eurotiales; Aspergillaceae.
AUGUUCGAUCCCCGUCAGGGUGCCCAAAUAAUCCCGUCGGAUUUUUCUGGCCUCCAGGAGAAUCAGCUCGACAAUGAACACUUCAACAUGUUCGAUCCCCGUCAGAGUGCCCAAAUCAUCCCGUCGGACUUUUCUGGCCUCCAGGAGAAUCAGCUCGAUAAUGGAUCCCUCAACAUGUUCGAUCCCCGUCAGGGUGCCCAAAUAAUCCCGUCGGACUUUUCUGGCCUCCAGGAGAAUCAGCUCGAUAAUGGAUCCCUCAACAUGUUCGAUCCCCGUCAGGGUGCCCAAAUAAUCCCGUCGGACUUUUCUGGCCUCCAGGAGAAUCAGCUCGAUAAUGGAUCCUUCAACAUGUUCGAUCCCCGUCAGAGUGCCCAAAUCAUCCCGUCGGAUUUUUCUGGCCUCCAGGAGAAUCAGCUCGACAAUGAACACUUCAACAUGUUCGAUCCCCGUCAGGGUGCCCAAAUCAUCCCGUCGGACUUUUCUGGCCUCCAGGAGAAUCAGCUCGAUAAUGGAUCCCUCAACAUGUUCGAUCCCCGUCAGGGUGCCCAAAUAAUCCCGUCGGACUUUUCUGGCCUCCAGGAGAAUCAGCUCGAUAAUGGUACCCUCAACAUGGUCAAUCCCCAACAGGGUGUACACUCCAUACUUCCCUCUGGUUUCUCUGAUAGGGGAAAGCAACUCAAUAACAGUUCUCAUAACAUGUUCGAUAAUCGGCAGAGUAUCCAACCUGUCGUUCCACCAGACAUUCCCAUGGCAGUGUACUAG